UAAAAGCAAAAAUCAAUCAACCAAACAAGGAAAUAAUUAAAAAAAAAAAAUCAAACCAAUAAAAGAGGUUCCUUUUCCGCUCGCCUCUCUCCGUUCACCCCUCUCCGGAUAAUCAAAUCCUCCGGUUUAUCGUGAAUUACAAUCCUUUUUCUUUAGCUUCUUCAUACUUAUUGCUUUGGUCUUUCUCCUCAAUCAACAAAUUGGAUGAAGCUUUGUAGUUUCACUCCUCAUAUCUCACUUCUUGAAGCUAAGAAUCUUAACUUUCUUAUCAUAAAACCUCAAAAUUUAUUGAUCUUCCUGUAUAUGACUGUCUCUUGGUAAAUUGUUAGAAAUACCAUAAGUUGGCUACCACUUUUCAAAAUACACUCAAUCAAAAAUACUUUAACAUUUGAAUUUAGUAUUUAGCGAUUAUUGUUUAGAGUUUAUUAUUGAGAGGGUGGGGAUGGGUUUAUAGCCUUUUAUAAAUUAUUCUUUUGACAUUUAUAAAUGUUAGUUUAGUCUUUUCAUCACAAACUUAGUAUUUAUGAAAUGUUUAUCUUUUAAGAGUAAAUUUGAAAAGUGGUAUCAAAUAUGUGGUAAAAUUGAAAUUCACCUUGUCUUUUAAGCUUGGAAGCUCACUUAAUUGUGAAUCAUAUUUUCAUGUUUACCCCAAACAGUCUUAAUUAAUGUUGUGUUUAUUCUUUUGACGUUUGUUGGUAAUUGAAAAAGACCAUGGAUGGCCUUCAUGGAAACAACAACGGUGGAAUGCACAAUGUCGGAGAUCAAGAUCCGUUGCAAUAUGAACAUCACGCUAUGAUGGAUGAGCAAGUUGAUGAUGGGAUGGAUGAGGGACUGGAGACAGACAUUCCUUCUCACCUUGGAAACACAUCUGAUCAUCGCGGUGAAGUUGUAGACCGUGGCACUGAAAAUGGUGGUGAUCAGUUGACCUUGUCCUUUCGUGGACAAGUUUAUGUUUUUGACCGUGUCUUGCCUGAGAAGGUUCAAGCUGUGCUUUUAUUACUUGGUGGACGGGAAGUACCGCAAACACUCCCUACAACUGUGGGAUCACCUCAUCAGAACAAUAGGGGUCUAUCUGGUACUCCUCAAAGGUUUAGUGCUCCGCAGAGGCAAGCCUCGUUGCUCAGAUUUAGAGAGAAAAGAAAAGGGAGGAAUUUUGAUAAGACAAUUCGCUACACUGUCAGGAAAGAGGUAGCAUUGAGAAUGCAACGUAAGAAAGGUCAGUUCACAUCUGCCAAGUCGAGCAAUGAGGAUUCUGCAUCCAAUGGAUCGGAUUGGGGGUCAGGUCAGAGCUGGGGGUUGGAAGGGACUGAUUCUCAGAAGCCAGAGGCUUUAUGUCGGCACUGUGGAACCAGUGAGAAGUCAACUCCAAUGAUGAGACGUGGACCUGAAGGGCCAAGAACACUUUGUAAUGCAUGUGGACUAAUGUGGGCAAACAAGGGGGCUCUUAGAGACUUAUCCAAAGCCGCUCCUCCUCCUCCAACAGCCCAGAAUCUGCCUAUAAAUAAGAUUGAUGAAUCAAUUCUUGAGGCCGAGCUAGCUGGUGACAUUAGCAACUCACAGUGAAAAGUGAGUAAACCAAAUUGCACGCAAGAAAAUGAUGUGAGUUUGGUUGAUGAGGGUUCUUUAGGACACUCAUAAUCUGUUGUUGUAUAAUUUUUAGAAGAUCACUCAUGAGACUGAGAAACAAAAAAACACAUUUGCUCUCACUCCAUCUGUAAGUUUGAUUUGUUUCAGAAGCCUUUUUUUUUAUUUUCCUCAGGUAGAAACAGAACUUGUUGUAACUUUAAAAUUUUAUUGACACCACAAUAAAACAUUUUUAUAUUUAAUUAGAUAAGU
Molecule: messenger RNA, 1836 nt
Organism: Eruca vesicaria subsp. sativa (arugula)
Lineage: Eukaryota; Viridiplantae; Streptophyta; Magnoliopsida; Brassicales; Brassicaceae
Source: the annotation of a GenBank genome assembly